Molecule: messenger RNA, 3166 nt
Organism: Protomyces lactucae-debilis
Lineage: Eukaryota; Fungi; Ascomycota; Taphrinomycetes; Taphrinales; Protomycetaceae
Exons: 3
Coding region: 303-3080 (925 amino acids)
Biological process (GO): DNA-templated transcription; positive regulation of transcription by RNA polymerase II
Molecular function (GO): DNA-binding transcription factor activity, RNA polymerase II-specific; sequence-specific DNA binding; zinc ion binding
Source: RefSeq, a predicted model, not a curated record
GAUUGUGUCUCGAAGAAGGGGUCGCUGCCGUGCCCGUGUGUCAGUGACUGAGUUGCUAGCCGCCGCCUGACUCCACCUAGAAGAGCUGCGCCCCUGGUACGGACUUUUUAUUCCGCCUUUUAAAGUGGACUGGGAGCAAGACGGAGAGUCCUCUUCAUCUCGAUCGAUAUCCCCCAACGCCGCGUAUUAUCGACGAGAGAGCUCCACUGACACAGUGACACUUGCCAACGACAACAAGUAGAGGCCAUCCCCGAGGCGACACCGUGUUGUAAGUGCGCACAAGGGCUACACGACGGUCCGGGAUGGAGCCCGAGUUUCGCGGCAACUUGGUCGUCUCUGGCAUUCGUCUGGCAUGUGUCUUUUGUCGCAAACGCAAAAUCAAAUGUGACGGAGGCGCGCCGUGCUCAGGAUGCAUCAAGUUUAGUCGCGCCAACGAGUGUUCCAUCUUGUCUGAAGAGUCUUCGAGUCAGGGCCGCAGCUAUGUGUCCUAUCUACAAGAACGCAUCAGGACACUUGAGAAUACCGAACCACCGCCGCCGCAGAUUCCUAUUGACCCGAUGAUGGAGGAGAAUGAGCAAGAUCUGUGGGAGAUGCCGGAGGAGUUGCCACAAGUGCUGAGCGAUUCAGCGGCAGAUCUCGAUGCAAUCCUAACAGAGGUACGUGGCAUGGUCGACGGGCCCUCGAGCUCAGUCCUCGUUUGCAACGGACUUGAAAAAUGGUCCUUCAUGAAGGCCAUGACUGGCUUUUCUGGAUGGCGCGACGAGACGGGGCCUCUUGGAGAAUUGCCUGGCAAGGACUUGGUCCAACCACUUGUGCAACGCUACUUGCGUGCUGUUUAUCCGAUUCUUCCCUUUAUCGUUGUCAACGACUUGAAGCGUGCUCUGGAGCAGUACUGCGCCGUACCACGGACAGCUUCAAACAAUCAAAUCUUCCUGGUCCUGAUGGCCAUGGCGAUCUCAACAGCGACCAUAUCGCGCAACGCUUCUUCCGUUGAAUCGCACAAUGCCUUGCGUUUAUUCAGCACAGCUGGUUUAUAUGCUGCUUAUGAGGUGGACUCGAUCGAUGGCAUGCAGGCAACCUUACUGAUGCUCGAAUUUGCCAUGUUUAUGCCCAGCAGACUCGACGGCUGGUACUUGUCAGGCGUCUUGUGCCGCUCAGUAACGUCUAUGGGCUUCCACCUCGAGGAAAACUGCAACGAAGACCGCAGACGACUGUUCUGGGGUAUCAUCUUUCUAGAUCGCUAUAUCGCACUCGCUACCAACCGCGACUUUGAGGUGGACGAGCGCUACAUUACCACCAAGAAACCGGCCAAAAUCCAAGAUUUGCCAGAUCGUGGAGAGAUCUUCUUGACGCGGAUGGCGUUGCAGACACGCAUCAUCGAUACGUACUUACAGCUCAAGAUGCCAGGCACGGUCAUCGAGCAACUUACACAAAAGCAGGAGCUCGUUCUUGAAGGCAUCGAGCGUAGUCUUAGCUCGCCUGCAAAACAAAUGCUCAUGGGCGAAAUCAAUAUUGUCAGGCUCGUGCUGUAUCGUCCGAAUUCCCUACGGCAGUUUCGGAGCAUCGACCACAUUUACCGACUACGACGUGCUGCGAUUGGUUUCAUUACGCAAAUGCACAAGCAAGUACAAAAGUCCUCGCAAAUCUCUGUGGAUCUUGUACAGAUCCCUGCGCUUUACAUUGCAUCUGUUGCAUUAAUCUGGGCGCACAUGGAUGCCUCUUUUCAUAAGGAACUCGAUGCAAUGCGGAAACGCGAUUACCCAACGUUCCGCAACAUCUUGGCGGAGACGGCAGUCGCUAUGCAUCAUACUGGCACUGCUCUGACUACCAUGACUGCGCUUUCUGGCAUCGGUGGCAAUCUUGCUAGUUCCUAUGAAUCUCUGUGUGCCUUUGCAGUUGCUCACAUGGGCUCUGUACAACCGCUUCAGCUGAGUGAGCUGCCUCAGGAGAUUCGUACAUUUUCACGACACCAGCUCGAUCGACCAAGACGCAAUAGUCUGCAUGGAGAAGCUGACUGGGGUGACUUGAUGAAGGGUAUCUUGUGUAAUGUUGCCUCUGAUCAAGACAGAGCAACGGCCACAGGAAAUACAUUGUUGGGACAUAUUGCACCACCGACGCAACAUCAACAGCUCCAUCGUAUGGCCAUGCCAGGAUCAGGAACGGCAACUCAACCAACCCUCCUAUCACCUGGAAUAAUAGCGCCUGCUGCAGCCCUUGCUAGUGCGAGUGCGAGUUUAUUGUCGAGUUCAGCAGCAGUGCAUGGGUAUAAUGGUCUCCUUGCACCGCCUUCGCAGCUACCCACCUCCUCUUCCUCUUCACCCUUACAAAUCGGAGGUAUCAUGCGGAAUGGCAUGGGUGAGAAACGGUCUGCACCGCCAGACUUGAUGGUUGGUCAGGAGAGUGGUGAUUCACCUGCUGGAUCACAACAUACGACUGGUUCUGCAACGUCGUUGAUGGAAUAUAGUGCGUUUGCAGGCAGUUAUGGACAACAACAGCAACAGCAUGGGUAUGGUGUACCUUCGAGUUUGAGCAUGCAUUUGGGGUCUGGAGGACAACAACAAGUCUUACAGAACAUCACCUCUGCGCCUGCUCAUGGCGUAAAACGACAAAGACUUGGUGGUCCUGGACAAGAUGAUUCACCACGGAUUAAAUACGAUAUGCAGCCACCAAUUGGACUGAAUGGUCAACAGCAAGGGUACCCUAUGUUGCAAGAUCCAGGGAUGUUGGGGCAACAUGGCGGUGAGUUGGUUGGAUAUGGUCCUAUGAUGAAUGGACUUGCAGCCCAGCAACAGCAACAGCAGCAACAGGGUAAUGUACGACGUAUGUCGUUGCAUAGUCAUGGGCGUGUUACGGACCAGACGAGUAGUGAUGGAGGUGGUGUCUUGCACCCUACGAUGCAACACGCACCAGCAACGCAGGAGCAGCAUCAUUAUGUUCAUGGUGCGUUACCACUGCCUCCAUUGGGUGUCAUGCAGGGACAUCAGCAGCAGCAGCAACCACAGCAACAGCAGUAUUACCCGGUGCCUGUGGAGUAUUACACGCAGCAUGCAGUCCCUGCAUAUGACCAGCAGCAACGAUAGAUACGGAGUAUGUACAAUAUCAAUAGGCGAACAUCAAUUAAGAGCACACAUAAGAAAGGCAGAGGAAGUAUCAUCGUGAAAGGAUU